This is a messenger RNA of Tribolium castaneum (red flour beetle), 2396 nucleotides long. RefSeq lists its product as uncharacterized. Lineage: Eukaryota; Metazoa; Arthropoda; Insecta; Coleoptera; Tenebrionidae. Bases 530 to 1141 code for a protein of 203 amino acids. Gene Ontology annotation, molecular function: Toll binding; growth factor activity. Gene Ontology annotation, biological process: central nervous system formation; innate immune response. Gene Ontology annotation, cellular component: extracellular region. The transcript is spliced from 5 exons. The record is from RefSeq and is a predicted model, not a curated record.
UAAUUCCCCGGUCAUGGUUGACGGCCAUCGAGUGAAAUCACUCAGAAGUGAAGAUGUAUCUGUGUAUUUAAAGACUUUCACGGACGCGUACCGGAGUCUAAUUGCUGGCCAGUAAAUUAUGUAAAUUUCCACACAUGAAGCGUUUAUACCUAUAAACACAGAAACGAAACUAGUUUCAAACAGUUUGUGUUGCGCUUUGGCGGGAGCACAGUAUUUGAAAAUAAUUUGUAGAUUUAGUGGCACUCUAUAAAUAAAACGAGAACGAGUUUGAUCGAACUUUCAUUUACGAUAUGAUGACUAAACCUUGCGGCUAAUGUGUUACUUGCUAUAAUUUAUUGCGGCUACAGUCAUUAUCAAGUGUAGUGUAGUUUGUUAUUCGAAAAUUGUAACUAGCAAUGUAUCAGUUUGUGUUUACAACUGGCUUAAAUGGGGACUCGGAAUUUCAUAAGGAUUUGAGCGCAACGAACAAUCUUUGCAAACUAGUGCAAGUAACUGUAAAUGCGUCUUCAGCGGCUAAUUGUGGAAGACGAUGGUGAAAAAUUGCUACGUCUUUUUUAUUUUAGUGGUGCUUGCGGUAACGGUGUAUAUUGCAGAGACGCGACCUCAAUUUAAAGAGUCGCUUGAAGCCAUCUCCAAAGUGACUGAAGGGAUUAAUGAUAGCGCUAUCACUUUUAUUAAACAACUAACCGGCGAGGCGUUAAAAGAUGACAAGAAUAAAACUAAAACCAGGAUUUUGUUCCGAGGGGAUUUGCUGGGCGGGGAGUUCGGCGACCAGGACAUAAUAUUUCCCGACACGUACCAAGUGAUUUUCAAUGAUGUUCCGAAAAUCGACGGUCCUCCUAAGUGUGCCGAAGGCAACACUUUUUGUGAGGACUUUGAUUCUUAUCCUUACAACCACGUGAAAAACGUGCUUAAGCGCAAGCGGGUGCAUACUGAUUUAUUCGGCAAGGACGAACCCCUCGAUGAGCGCUACAGCAUCACCAACAGAAACGGCGACUUCGAGGCGUUCAUCUGCACGAGCAUAUCCAAAACGAUUUUCCCCCGAGUUGGCAUCAACAAAAACAACAAGUGGAAGGUCAUAAUCAAUCAAGAGGAAGACGGAUACAUUCAAGGGAUUAGGACGGAAAUUUGCCGAAAGUAAAGGGUUGAAAGUUGAUUUCUGUGUCGGUGACAGAGUGUUGCGGGGAAGGGGCGGCUUGUGACCUCAUCGGCGACAGGGCGAACGGCUACAUAACCAGCUGCAAGCAAAAAUACAUGUUGCGGAGGAUGAUGUCUUUAUCUGAAAAUGGGGAUCCCGUCCCGGACACAUUCCAGUUACCGUCAGCCUGCUGCUGCUCUUACAGGAAGGAUCUGAGUUUUUUGUCCCGAUUUGGCGCCGACGAUGUUUCCUUAAGGUCGAAAGGGAAAGGAAAAUAAAAUAAAGAAUGUGAUAUAAGUUAUGUGAUUGAACUUUUUAUUGUAAAAACGGCAGCGGGAUUAUUUAUUGAAUAAAAUCAUACAGAAGCAAACCACAACCAAUGAACGAACCCUUCUCCCCACCUUUGGCCGAAACCCUAAACCCUUUCAACUUUCCUAAUCACUUAUUUACGAUUCUAUUCAACAUUAUUCUUCGUGGCUGCAAACGUCGAAUGUGGGUGAAGUGUGUUUUCGUCUGUGUUUAUUUUAUGACUAUGGAAGUGGUUAGUUAUUUCUUUUCUCUUUUUCUGGAUUUUCUUAUAGUUUUUUUAGUCAGUAUUCAAGCAAGUCCAGCCUGGCAGAGAAACAAUCACAUCGUUUUUCCGAACUCGCUAGAAGAGCAUGAAACUUUCAUUGCUCCAAAGUGUAGCGGUAACAAAACAUUUUGUGAGGACGUCGGACAUUACCCCAAAAAUAAAUUUAGCGUAAUAUUAGAAAACACCACAUACGGGGAAGAUUAUUUCAUGCCGCAAAGCACCGCCGAGGAAGAAUCUAUCAAAAAUCGAUUGUACGGAGUAACUGAAUAUUACAUCUGCAAUUCUCACGUCCAAACGCAAUAUCCCAAAGUGGCGCAAAACGUCAGAAACGAGUGGAAAUAUGUUUACAAUUUUGAUAACUACAAGCAAGGCGUAAGGACAGAAGAAUGUGUAGCUGAAACAGCUUGCAGAUCAUUCCAGGGAACGCCGCGGGAAGUUAGGACGAAGUGUAUGCAAAAGUACAGCGAUAUGUUGCUGUUGGUUGCCGAUGAAUACGGAAAACCUGUGUGGGAUUUAUUCUGGUUUCCUUCCGCCUGUGUCUGUGCAUACGAACCAAUUAUUAAUUUUAACCGAGUUUAGGAGAGUUUGCUGACAACUAAUUUUCCUUAAAUUGCGAUCAAUAGACGUGUCUUUGAAGCUGAAAUGUUAUACCAUUUCCCGGUACAAUAAAACUUUGAUUCUAUA